Molecule: messenger RNA, 2976 nt
Organism: Besnoitia besnoiti
Lineage: Eukaryota; Apicomplexa; Conoidasida; Eucoccidiorida; Sarcocystidae
Exons: 13
Coding region: 1-2976 (991 amino acids)
Source: RefSeq, a predicted model, not a curated record
AUGCAGAGAAGUUACGCUGACAGCGGCGGUGUUCCUGCAAGUUCCAGGGGAGAUCUGAGGAGAUACAUGCCCGGUUACAACCCAUCGGAACUGACUGACAAGGGCAGAGGAUGGAAUGUUAACCACUGUACAAUCAGGCGCGAAAAUGACCGUCUGAAAGCUGAAAACAGGAGCAUAGCAAGAGAUUUCGAUCGACUGUAUCGGCGCGCGCAUGCGGCCGAAGUGCAGCUGAAUAAUUUGAAGGCUGCAGCAAGCAGGAACCUGCUUAGUGGAACGAGUUACAGUGUCAUGCAGCUUGUGAAGCUUGCAACAAACCUUCUCGAACUUUUGGCCAAGCAACCGGAACAGCCAUGCAUCAAUGCUGUUCCAGAUGCGCUGGCAUUUCUAUCCGACUGUCACGUUAGAGACAGGCGAUUAUUUGCAGCGGGAGAGAAACUGAAGCGUUUGCUACAAUACCCAGGGCGGUUGGCAGCUGAUGAGGACAAGGAAGCGAAAACACGCCCUCUAGGACGGCCGGCUGCAGACGUUGCACCGGAUCUCAAAUGGCUCGCGACAGUUUCUGAUGAUCUCUCGUGGCUGAAAUGGGCAGAUCAGUGGGAUAUCAUGCCGGUGGACUUGCGGUGGGUAUCGAUCGCAGUAGACGACCGUACCCUUCUGCUUCAUCGAUUUUUGUGGGCUCGCGCUCCUGUCGACCUUCGGUACCUGACGGUUGUGUCUGGUAACAUGGACUGGCUUUACAUUGGGCCUGAUAGGUGGCGCGCCACCCCGAUGCAAGUUCGCCUACGCGCGAUUGCGCAUAAUGAUCCUGCUGCCAUCCGACCUGCUAUGGCAGAGGCCUCAUCGUACAAUCUUGAGCGGGACGAGGUCUGCGGCGAAGACAAGCUGAGCCUGCCCGUCCUGCCGGCUCACCAUUCACCAGGAGAAGAUCUCGAUUUAACUCUGAGGAUUAACCUGUCACCCGCUGACAUAAUCAUCUCGUCAGAGAAGAGAGGGCUAGCACCGACACUCCAAGGAGUUGGAGUCGAGAGUGAGGAAACAAAAGGCAAGAACGUCGGCGCUUCAGAGACAAAUGAUCCAUCGGGAAAAGUCUCCAGCAUACCCACGGCUUCAAGCAAGACCCCCCCGAGUGACGCCUCUGGCGGGUCUACUAAAACAGGAGGGACUAAAACUGUACCUUCGCCUCUUUCAAAAACAGCUGCAUCACUCAAAGCUGAUACAACUGCGCCUGCGCAGUCUGCACCUGCUACUGAUGGGGCUGCAGCACCCAAAGGCGUCCCACUCGGGAAAAAAGCGAGCCCUUCAAUUAAGGAAGGCGGAUCUAUAUCUGACUUAGGCAAGAAGGCCAACGUUGGUCCGAAAGCAAACGAAGAUGUGUCGCUCAAGACGACCGAUAUACCAAAGACAGGAAAAGGCCCACCUGUAGGCAAGAAGGCGCCAGGCCCGCUGGGAGUAAAGGGCGGGACGCCACUGCCCCCACCUGAAGAAGGAGCACAUGGAGUGGCAUCAGGAUUUGCAACUCCAAAAGGACCGAUCGCACCCCCUAAACCUGCGGGCGGAAAUCCGGCAAAACUGCCUGGUGCGGGGCCUCCUGCAAAGAAGGGUCCUCCUCUGGGUAAGGGCCUACCACCAGCUGCGGCGAAGGCGUCUCCUGCGGGUGGCGACGAGGCAAAGGAGCCGGGCGCGGGUCCUCCUGCAAAGAAGGGUCCUCCUCUGGGUAAGGGCCUACCACCAGCUGCGGCGAAGGCGUCUCCUGCGGGUGGCGACGAGGCAAAGGAGCAGGGCGCGGGGCCUCCUGCAAAGAAGGGUCCUCCUCUGGGUAAGGGCCUACCACCAGCUGCGGCGAAGGCGUCUCCUGCGGGUGGCGACGAGGCAAAGGAGCCGGGCGCGGGGCCUCCUGCAAAGAAGGGUCCUCCUCUGGGUAAGGGCCUACCACCAGCUGCGGCGAAGGUGCCUCCUGCGGGUGGCGACGAGGCAAAGGAGCAGGGCGCGGGGCCUCCUGCAAAGAAGGGUCCUCCUCUGGGUAAGGGCCUACCACCAGCUGCGGCGAAGGCGUCUCCUGCGGGUGGCGACGAGGCAAAGGAGCCGGGCGCGGGGCCUCCUGCAAAGAAGGGUCCUCCUCUGGGUAAGGGCCUACCACCAGCUGCGGCGAAGGCGUCUCCUGCGGGUGGCGACGAGGCAAAGGAGCCGGGCGCGGGUCCUCCUGCAAAGAAGAGUCCUCCUCUGGGUAAGGGCCUACCACCAGCUGCGGCGAAGGCGUCUCCUGCGGGUGGCGACGAGGCAAAGGAGCCGGGCGCGGGGCCUCCUGCAAAGAAGGGUCCUCCUCUGGGUAAGGGCCUACCACCAGCUGCGGCGAAGGCGUCUCCUGCGGGUGGCGACGAGGCAAAGGAGCCGGGCGCGGGGCCUCCUGCAAAGAAGGGUCCUCCUCUGGGUAAGGGCCUACCACCAGCUGCGGCGAAGGCGUCUCCUGCGGGUGGCGACGAGGCAAAGGAGCCGGGCGCGGGGCCUCCUGCAAAGAAGGGUCCUCCUCUGGGUAAGGGCCUACCACCAGCUGCGGCGAAGGCGUCUCCUGCGGGUGGCGACGAGGCAAAGGAGCCGGGCGCGGGGCCUCCUGCAAAGAAGGGUCCUCCUCUGGGUAAGGGCCUACCACCAGCUGCGGCGAAGGCGUCUCCUGCGGGUGGCGACGAGGCAAAGGAGCCGGGCGCGGGGCCUCCUGCUAUGAAGGGCCUGCCGCUCGGCAAGGGUCCGCCGCUCAGCAAGGGACCGGUCGCAGGGAAAACAACAGCCCCAGCAGGAGGGGCACCUACCACCAAGGCUGACGACGGGUCAGCGACGAAGGGGCCACCCAACGGUCUUCCGAAAGGAAAAGCACCACCGAAAAUACGAGACGCAAAAGGCAUACGGAAGGCCUACGGUGGUCUGGAACUCACGGUGUUCUGGCGUGAGUGUGUGCCCGUGAUAGCAGAACAGGCAGACUAG